Messenger RNA from Dendronephthya gigantea, 2092 nucleotides. RefSeq names its product kelch-like protein 12. NCBI's taxonomy places the organism in Eukaryota, Metazoa, Cnidaria, Anthozoa, Malacalcyonacea, Nephtheidae. Bases 49 to 1716 code for a protein of 555 amino acids. The transcript has 6 exons. Gene Ontology annotation, molecular function: zinc ion binding; protein binding. The record is from RefSeq and is a predicted model, not a curated record.
GAACGAACAAGACUCGAGAAUUGUUGCUGUGAAAAUCACUGCAGAACUAUGGCAGCGAGAUGGGAAGAUGAUUUGCAAGGUUAUGACGUGGAUCGUUUUCAAGGAGAAAUCAGCGAGGAUCUGCUUUGUUCCAUUUGUCAGGAAGUUCCAAAGGAUCCCAGACUUUGCCAACACAAAGAUCAUAUAUUUUGUUUCGCUCAUAUAUCACGACAUCUCGUUCAAAACUCUCAAACAUGUCCAGUUUGCAGAGAUCCUCUGACUCAAGAAACCUUGAGACGACCAACAGGAUUUCUGAAGAAUUAUUGGGAAGGUCUGAAAAUCAAGUGUGAUCAUCAUGAACGAGGAUGUGCUGACUACGUUCGUCUGGAACAUCUUCCAAAACAUGUCGAGGAAUGUGGAUAUGCUCCUGUCAUGUGUCGUAAUGAAGGAUGUGAUACAGAGGUCAAUAGAAGAGAUAUUGAAACUCACGAGAAAGAUCUUUGUCAGUUCAGAAUCGCGAAAUGUCACGACUGUAAAGAUAUCAAGAAAAAUGUCGAUGAAACAAAAGUUGGAAUGACUACGAUAGAAAGAAAUCAGGAUGAAAUGAAGAAUAACGUGGAUGAAAUUAAGGCGAGUCAGGUUGAGAUGAAGAGAAAUCAGGAUGAAAUAAAACAAAAUCAGGAUGAGAUGAAAAGAAAUCAGGAUGAGAUGAAGCAAAAUAUGAACGAGAUGAGAGAACAGUUUGAGAGAAUAAUGAUGAUGAUGAACCAAACAUUUCAAAGAAAUAAUGCAAACAAGAAUGGUGCUAGUGCUAUGAAUCACGCAGGUCCAGUCAACAACCAAGAUAUUAUUAUUAUCGGUGGUCGGUAUGGCCUAGGAGAUGACAAGGUAUUAAAAACAGUCGAAAAAUACAACAUAGUAGAAGAAAAGUCAACUCCGCUGCCAGGAUUGAAUCAUCCUCGAACAGCAUCAGCAUCGUGUGCUUACAACAAAGACGUUCUUAUCGUUGGUGGUCACGAUGGUAAAGUAGGAACUGACACGAUUGAAGUUUUGAAGAUGAACCAUCAUCCUUUGCGAUGGACAAUGUUUGAUGGUAAACUGCCUGUCAAAUUAUAUGCUCAUGAAGUCAUAGUUUAUCAAGGAAAAUUAUAUACAAUAGGAGGAUAUGACGGAAAAGAAAGAAAAACAUGGAAUGCCAUUUAUGAGAUUGCUCUUACCCCACCUUAUACUGCGAAGCUGCUGACGAGAAUGCCUGAGGCAAUAAGAAGAUAUCACAGAGCAGAACAUGUUAAUGGAAAAUUAUUUAUCUUGGGUGGAGUAACAACCAUCCUUAGUAAAGAUGCUCUUGACAGCGUUGUUGUUUAUGAUUUCCAUAAGAAUGAGUUCAAGCCAUGUCCAUCGUUACCUCAGCCUGUUUUUGCUAUGUCCACAGUCACUUGGGGUCAUAUGAUCAUCGUCGUUGGCGGCUUCGAUAAAAAUGGUGUGGUGUUAAAUGACGUCAUAAUGUACGACACAGAGACUGGGCGAAGCGAGAGACUGCCCUCCAUGAUUCACAAAAGAAGCGACUGCUCUGUCGUGAUCAUGAAUGACGUCAUUGUCGUGUUUGGUGGAUGGAAUAAGGAGCAAGGAAUUCUCAACUCAGUGGAAUCUUUUACCAUUGGUGGAGAUGGCUGGAAAGAACUGCCAGGAAUGAUAGAAAAAAGACGCAAUGCUACUGCUGUAGUUAAACCUGUGUAGGAGAAUUUAAUGAAAAAUUUGAAGUAAAAGAGUUUGUCAUUUUGUCCAAGAUUGAGAUGAACACGAAGUUAUAAAUGAACAAUCAGUGAAUGAUUACAUGAAUUAGGUUUUCAAGUCUCUGAGCGCCGCUGACCACCACUGAUCUUUUAUGAAACUGGAUGAUUAAAGAUGUUUUGUAAUAAAAAUGAUAUUGUGAUAAUUAUAUCAUAUAUAACUGAUGUAGUCGCGUGUAUUUGUAAAUAUUGUAGAUAAAGACAGAAUAUUCGUAUAUAUUACUUGAUAUUGAAACUAAUCUUUAAAGCAUUUGAGAAUUGUUUAGAAUUAGAGACAAUAAUAAUGAACAUUUAUAAAACUAGGAUAGAAUAUGGACGCUGAG